UAUGCUAAUUACUGGAAAUAUAUCAGAAAUACCGUCUGUUUUAUUGUCGAAUUCUUAUAAAAAAGGACUUUUACACUAUAUCAUUGACGAUCCAAAUAGAGAUGACAUUUUUAAGAAACUGGAUAAAAUUGGCUUUGAAAAUAUUAAAAAUAUCAUUGUCAUGUGCAAUGAUGUUUGUAUUGAAAAUAUUUAUAAAAUGGCUCAUACAUAUGAGAAGAAUUUAUCAUCAUCUUAUCAUGGCUAUCUUAUUAUGAAAAUGAACUGGUUAUUUAUAAGUAAAAAUGAAGAGGCAUGGUGGCCUUUUAUUGAUAAAUUCGAAGAUGUUUAUAAAGGACUAUGUGUGGAUUUUAUUCAUUAUUUGUCAACUGUAAUGAACUUUACAUACAUAAUUCGAUAUCCGCAAGACGGACAAUGGGGAGCAUUCAAUUCAACUAAUGGCAAAUGGUCUGGACUUGCCGGACAACUUCAGCAUAAAGAAGUUGAUGUGGUGAUUGCGCCAUUUUCAAGAACCCUUGCUCGAGAUAAAAUUAUAGAUUUUACUGCAGAUUUUUAUGAAGAUUCUUUCUCAAUCAUCUACAAAAAAGACACUAAAAGUCUUGAUAAAUCAUUAUUAUUUAUUAAACCUUUCCGAACGAACGUAUGGUUAAUUUUCUUUUCUGUUAUACCGAUUAUAUCAACAGUUCUACUGCUAGUUGAUAUCGCUUGGUUUUCAUAUUCUUGCAAAAAGCUUAUUUUCUAUCAAUGGUUAAGUAAUAACAUGUCCGUUUUCGGAACUGCUAUGCUGCAAGCAAUUUUCACACUUCCUAGGACUGAAAGUGGGAGAAUUGUUAUAGGUUCUUGUUGGAUUUUUAUGAUCAUAAUGCGGACAACAUACAGUGGAAAUAUUGUAGCUUUUCUCACUGUUUCUAAGGAUACACCUCCUUUCCGUAAUCUAUACGAUUUGACACAGACAGACAGUUUUCUUUUAGGAACAUUAGGCGGAGCAGCAACUGUUACGGAGUGGAAUACGUCGAAUACUAAAUUUCAUAAAAGUGUCUGGGCAAAAGUUACAGAUAGCUUAGAAAAAAAUUCUAAAGUAUUAAGUAUAAAUUUUAAUGAACAUAUGGAUCUAGUUAAACAAGGAGGUUACGCUUUCUAUUUGGAUUCAACAAGUUUUGCCUUAGAAACAGCCAAAGAUUCAAGAUUAUCUACAGCAACUAAUAUGGAACCAUUUUACGCACAUUAUGCAGUUGCCUUGCCAAAACACUCGUUCUAUUCUGAAACUUUUAGAAAAUACACUGUCUUGGUUAAAGAAACUGGUCUAAUCAAGAAAUGGAAAAACAAAUGGUGGCCUGCUGAAUUAAAAAAUCCAGAAAUAACAAUAAAUAAACAAAUAAAGCCUGUUACACUAGUUAAUAUGCAAGGUGUCAUAUACGUUUGGGCAAGUUUAAUAGGCUGA
Molecule: messenger RNA, 1438 nt
Organism: Dimorphilus gyrociliatus
Lineage: Eukaryota; Metazoa; Annelida; Polychaeta; Dinophilidae
Source: the annotation of a GenBank genome assembly